Molecule: messenger RNA, 2601 nt
Organism: Thunnus maccoyii (southern bluefin tuna)
Lineage: Eukaryota; Metazoa; Chordata; Actinopteri; Scombriformes; Scombridae
Product: chemokine-like protein TAFA-5
Exons: 5
Coding region: 538-915 (125 amino acids)
Biological process (GO): G protein-coupled receptor signaling pathway
Molecular function (GO): G protein-coupled receptor binding; receptor ligand activity
Source: RefSeq, a predicted model, not a curated record
GCUGGCAGUGUUUGCCUCUGCCUCUCCAGCAGUGGGAGAGAUGUGCGUAACAUGCAGCGGAGAGUGGUGAUCAUCAUCUGCGCGCCGCAACGCCGUGGACCGCCGUGCGCACUCGAAGACGGAGACACACCGAGGGGCGCACCCCGCUCCGCCGAACCUGUCGUGAGCGAGACUCCGGUGAAGCCGACUAGAGACUCUUGAAGAAAAAGAAGUGAGGAGAAGAAGGAGAAGUGGUGUGAGGAAAGAUGACAGCCCUUCAGACGGUAAUUGGGGAUUAAUCGCCCCAGUGUUUGGAGCCACUCUGACGCACCGGCGGCGAAGCAAGCGCGCAUAUAUAUUUUUUUUUGUUGUUUUACGGAAUCCACCUCUUGAUCACACCUCAGUCGGACUAUCAAGUGGGGAUUUUGCAUGAAGGGAAUGAAUGCUGAAUUACGUGACCAACAGAAUAUGAGUCAGUGCGUGUCUGUGAGCUGAGGUGGAGUGUCUCUCUCCCGCUGCACGGCUGUCUCGGUCCGCCAGAAACCUUCCUGCGCCAGGAUGCAGCUGCUCAGAGUUGCGUGGGCACUGACCGGAGCAGCGAUCUGCUGCUUUCUUAUCCUCCUCAUUCACUCCCGCCUGCUCAAAGAAGGCCAGCUGGCAGCGGGGACAUGUGAGAUUGUGACGCUGGACAGGGACAGCAGCCAACCACGGCGGACCAUCGCCAGGCAGACGGCCCGCUGCGCCUGUAAGAAGGGCCAGAUCGCUGGAACUACAAGAGCCAGACCCGCCUGUGUGGACGCUGGUAUUGUUCGGAAAAAGCAGUGGUGUGAGAUGGUGCCGUGUUUGGAGGACGAAGGCUGUGACCUGUUAGUCAAUAAAUCUGGCUGGACCUGUACACAGCCCGGAGGCCGAGUCAAAACCACCACGGCUCUAUGACGCGACAAGAGUCCCCCUCGACACUCUUGCACUAUGGAGAGCAUUGAUGACCCCUUGACAGACAGCCAAAAUCCAUCUACCACCACCACCACUACCCUACUACCACCACCACCAUCACAACAGGUCCACCCAAACCCUGGUCCCGCAAAGGCAGGAAGCAACACAAGCAGCUACAGAGCACCAUGGGCCUCAUGGAGGCAGCAAGGUCUCAUAACACAGCCAGAGACGGGAAAACCAGGGAGUGACUCUGACUGAGGGAGCGAGCUCUCCCCUGGACACUGGACAAACUACUCGCUGUAAAACACUUCCUAUUUCCUGUGACCGGCUUCUUCCGGGUUUGUGACAGCUCCCUCCUGCUAUCUGUCGUUGGGUCAACAUAUUGCGUCCCGCCUCCUCUCCACUCUAUCUGCCUGCUCUGUGAAAUUAGCAGUGCCUCCUCGUGCCAUGGAGGAUCGGACAUCUUAAAAAAAUCCCUUGAAUGGUUUUUGCCUCAUCGGAAGUUCUCUGUUUGGAGCUGCUAACUGCUUUGAAUACAGGAUUUCCCACAUUUCUCUCUAGCCUCUAGAGCAGGAGUUCCAGAGCAAAAAAAACGGGAUCAUUACAGACCAGACCCUGUUGCUUCUCGGACCACCUCACGAGGCCGCAAACUGAACUGAGCGCUCUCUGCUGUGAAUAGGCCUUCUGCUGGAGUAAACCUCCCAUAUUUUUAUAGACCAAAGAGCAAAACAACAAAUACGAUCAUUAUGACAGAGUGGACCAUCUGGCAAAGACACACAGAGACUUUGUACACUUGCUGCUUGUGUCGCCACCGACCAACGACUCCCCCCCUCCCCACAGAGACACGGUACACAGCGGACCGAUGCAAACCGAACCUUGCGUCCGGUGGCGUAUGUACCGAACACAAUCGAAGGAGUACUUUUAAAACUUUCCAGACAUUUUUUUCUCAGACUAAGCCCACCACUGUAUUUUGGAACUGGAGAUAUAGGUACUACAUACGUAUAACUGUGUAUCAAAAAAAUAUCUGAUUUGCAUUUUUCAGUAGCUACGGUUGGGACAGUGUGCAUUGUUGGGUUGGUCACGGAGAAGGAUUGCAAAUCAUAUCAAAGAGAUGAUGAAUAUCUACAGAGAGUAUAAAUGCUGUUGAGCCUGAAAGGGAGUAAAGAAAUGUCAUUAAAUGUAUUUUGAAAGGCCCUAAAAAGUUAUAUAUUUAACAGUUUUAUAUGUUGUACCUUUGUAGAGAAGCUUAUUGGACUUAAAAUGUGGUCACAAUGGCAGUUAAGUAGGAUGUGAACAAAUGCUGUUGUUCUCAUUACUGCUGGCUCGUAGUCCCAGGUUUUCUGUUCACACCUCAGUAGCCGCUUUCUUUUCAUGGUCAUCUACAAGUCACUGUCUAUCAAAACCAUUAAUGGAAAAAAAAGGAAAGUGACACAAUUUAUUGAGGACUGAUCUGCAGCCAACUGAACAUUGUAAAUCUAUGGUAGUCAGUGGAAGCCAUUGAAAUCUGCUAAUUUGCUAUGAUAUUGUAUUGUACACGGUGUGGAAUACUGACUCAUUUCCUCUCUAUGGGUUUUUGAUCUCUUAAUUUAUUUUUGUGCUUGUGUUUGUUCGCACAAAUCUGGCCUCUCUUCCGGUGGCGAUGAAUACAACGAGGAGAGAGAGAGAACAAGGAAAGCAGAGGAAGCCUUG